Molecule: messenger RNA, 1833 nt
Organism: Dovyalis caffra
Lineage: Eukaryota; Viridiplantae; Streptophyta; Magnoliopsida; Malpighiales; Salicaceae
Source: the annotation of a GenBank genome assembly
AUGCUUGAUGGAGAUAUAGUUAGGGUUAGGAAAAGAACGCAAGGCAAACAGGAUGGAGUGCCGAUGGAGCAAGCGCUGGGAACUGAGCAACAUGUCACUCAACUGUUUCCGUCCAUAUGUCUAAAACCCGACAAGCCGUUCUCCCCUCUCCCUCUUAAUCCUCACGACUACGGGUCACAAACAAGCAGAAAGCGAGAAGAGAAACAACUGGACCAGAAUUCCGAUUGCAGCUCCGGGAAGCUAUCUCGUUACCGUAGAAAGAUUUCGGCAAUUAAAAUGGUUCAGUUGUUUUUAAGAGAGGAAGCUAAAAGGAAAGAAGACGUGAGCGAGGAGGAUACUGAACGUGCAAAUCGAGUGAUAUCGCUUUUGAAGCAAUUAGAAUCAGUUAUCUGGUCACUGAUUACCCGAUCAGAAGCACGUUUAUGGCUUUGCAACACUAUAUCAUGCAUUACAUCCCUAACUCCUUACCAGAAAAGAGAGCUUUUUGUGAGCUUAUUGAGGACGACGAGCAAGAAGGGUUUAGCUUCCCAGCUCUGGCAAUUAAUUUUUCAGAAGAGACCGCAUAAAGCAGGCAACCUUUUGGCUAAGAGAAGUUAUGUACUUGAUAAAUUCUUUGAAGGAAAUCGAACCCGUAUAUUGCAAUGGUUUUCCAACUUUUCCAGUACUGGAUUAGGGAAUAAAAAAGGUGCCAAAGCCCUGUCCCAAUUCGCGUUUGUGAAUCGAAAUAUAUGUUGGGAGGAGCUUGAGUGGAAGGGUAAACAUGGGCAAUCCCCUGCUGUGGUUGCAACCAAGCCUCAUUACUUUCUUGAGUUGGAUAUCUUACGAACGGUGGGAAAUUUUCUUGAAAAUGUGCCUGACUUUUGGACUUCUAGUGAGUUUGCUGACUCGUUAAGAGAUGGGGAUAUUUUGUUCAUCGAGACGAAAUUCUUUGUAGAUUUUUUUGUUGGGUGGAUGUAUAAAGAGGAUUCAAGAGAUGUAUGGGAAGUCAUUAAUGAGUUUUUUAUGGAGGAGCCUUUCUCUGUUUUGUGUCAGCAUCUACUUAUCACACUUGAAGAGCGGGAAUUCUGCACUUUUCUUGAAUCGCUUUGUAAAUUUUUGAAUCGAAGAAUGGAACCUGAUGAUUUUGGGGACUCUUCUUGCUUGCUUGAGUUUGUGCUCUCUAAAUUCAGUGGUUGUGAAUCUAUUGAUCAGUUGCUUCUUUUGAAUGCGGUUAUCAAUCAAGGACGUCAGCUUCUAAAGCUUUUGCAUGAUGAAGAAUCCCAGGAAGGGCAGGCAAAAAUUAAUGACAUUGUGUCUGGUAUCUGCAGAAUUUCAAGCUGUACUGAUAGCUUUGUCCCUAUACUGAAAGAGUGCUUAAACAUGAAAACCACUGGAGCAAUCAAAAUCUUAGGGCUUCACUCGUGGGCUUUUCAUUAUGCAUUAUCAGAGAAAUGCCAGAGUCCAGAGGCCUGGGAAUCUUUAUUUUCAAAUAAUGGUAUAAAUUUCAGCAAAUCUGAUAAAUUCGCACCGCUGCAUGAUGAUGAAUUCUUAGAAGAAAAUGACUCUGAAUUGGAUGAUAGAGCAUCAACUAAAAGAAAGAGCAGGAAGAAAAAGAAGAUCAAAAAGAAAAGGAGAAGGAACUUUGAUGAUGAUGACAGCUCCGACCAUGAUCUGCUGGAUUUAGAUACAUCAAACAGUAAACUAGGUUUGCAAGCAAGGGCUGGGAGUUGGUUGCUCUCAACAGAUGGGUUUGCCGCAACAUGGACUAGCGCAGAUCUACCAGAACAUCUCUCAAAGUCUUGCUUUUCCACAUGGAUGAAGUGGGCAUUUGCUAAGUGGAACAACGCGGCUUAA